AUGGCGAACCGCAUGUCCAUGUAUUCGAUGGCCUCUGAUUCUGGCUUGGGAGGCUCCAGGGGCGGCCAGUCAUCACAAAUCUCGGCCACAACCUUACUUAACUCAGUGCACAACAUCUACCUCUCCUCGCAACCAUACCAGCUCGAUGCCGGCACCAGUCUUGUCGUCAACACAUGGCUCACGGCCUGCCAGCCUGGGCCGACCGGGCUUGUUGGAGGCACCGUCGACGCCGACCUCGUGACGAGGGCAUGGGAACAUGCUCGCCGUCGUGCCGAAGACGGCUGCAUCAUCUUGAGCUCUCUCCAUACUUCCACACCAUCGCUUCUCCGACCCGCCCUCUCAUCUCUCCCCGUCUCGGUCCCAAGCUCGAUCCUCCAAUCUCUGCAGGCUAUCGAGCCUUUCCUCCGAUGCGUGACCCCGUACAACCCCUCGACGCCGAGGCAGGUUGCCCUUGGUGUCACCCUGACCCUCAACCUCACCGGCAAGAUAGUCGGCGCGUCAAUUGCACUAUCACAGGGCGGGAUUGACACCGAAAAGGGUCUGCUGCGCAUCCCGGCAGAGCCAGGCAACCGUGCCUUUGAUGUCUUCUACUACCUCCUCACUUCGGCCUCCACUCCGGCCGAGCGGGAGUUUCUGGGCUUGAAGGGCGCUUCCAACUACAACCUGCUGGCUCGCUCUGGCACCUACGAUCCCCCGUCCUACCUGCCCACCGCUGACGACGGUGCUGCUGCCGACGAUUUUCGGUCGGCCCUGAGGGAAAUCGGCAUCAAGGGCUCUACAUACCGGAAUUUCAUCUCCACGAUUGCUGCUCUUAUGAAACUUGGUAACGCGGUCGACUAUAACGUGGACGAAGACGUACUGGAGGAGGUCAGUGAGGAUGUCGGUGGGCUCCUCGGCUUGGAACCCGAGGUCCUGGCCAGGCAGUUGAGCACUGACGACCGCGCCACGCUCCUCGGGGGCCUGUAUGAAGCAUUGGUGGAUUGGGUCAUCAGGAAAGCCAACGAGGCCAUUGCCGCCCGGAUCAAGGAGGAAGAAACGGGGGACGAAGACCUUGUGGAUACCGUCUGCCUGCAUUUCCUCGAGAUUCCCGAUCCCAACCUUGGCAAGGCGGUUGCCAUGCGGGGUAUUUUCGACGACAACCAGGGCAUUAACUCCGAGAUGAAGCAGGACGGCGUCGAGGUUGCUCCUGUCAGCAGUUCAGUUUUGAGAGAGAUGCAGAGUGCCGUGGCCGAGGCCGGUCCCGAAUUAGGCAUCAUGGUUGGGUCGCUUGGUAGGGAGAGGCAACACGCGCUCGAAAAACGGGAAGAGGUCCUUGAGAAGGUCGCUUUGGCUGCCGAGAAUGACGGCUUCUUGAAGCAGCUGGUCAUCCCCUCUGAUGCGGAGGGCAUCAACCUCGGCCGCAGCGGUCGUAUUGACUUGGCAAACCUCCUCAGCUCCAGCCGGGCGUGGUACCAUCUGUGCAUCCACCCGACCGACAAGUCGCCAGCCAGCCUGGCGGCCCUGCCGUCGGUCAACUCGGCUUGGUCCGCCGGCACCGUGUCUAGGCAACUGCGGGCCUGGAGACUCCCCGAAUGGUCGAAUCGGCGGAACAAGCAUCUCGACUACACAGUCGAUUUCGAUUUUGACGAGUUCGUUCGUCGUUACCGUAUGCUGGGGUGCAUGGAUGGCCGUGACGGGAUCGAGAGCUGGAUUCUCGAACGCGGCUGGACCAAUGGCGAGGUUGUGGUUGGCCGUGAGCGCGUUUGGAUGAGGGAGAACGCGUGGUGGGAGGCGGAAGGCGUGCUCGACCUGAAGCCCGGCGAGGCUGAGAGGCUCGGAAGCAUGCCACAUAUGAUGCCGCCGAGCGGCCUCGGCACUGGUUAUUCGGCCACCGGGAGCAGCUUUUUCCCGCCCCAACCGUUCCAUGACGCGUCCUCAACCGGGAGCCGUGAACAGCUUGUCAAUCAUCAGAGGAAUAUGAGCCAUGUAACUCUAGGCGGCGCCCGUCCCGCUGCGGCUCCUUCCAUUGCCCCUACCGCCAUGACGGGCAUGCGUAACGCCAGCAACGGCGACUACGGGCUCGGCACCAAGGGUGACACUCACAAGGGUGAUGUUUACUACAACAGUGACAGCCAGUUCGUUGGCAACCUCGACGCCGACCUUGCGGAAGGCAAGAAAAUUGAGGAGCAACCCAUCUCGCCUGGCAGAAGGGCAUGGGUUAUUAUCGUCUGGAUUCUCACUUUUUGGAUCCCCUCGCCCCUCCUUCGGUACGUCGGCCGUAUGAAGCGGCCCGACGUGCGGAUGGCGUGGCGGGAGAAGCUCGUUCUCUGCUUCUUCAUUGCCAUCAUGAACGGCAUCAUCGUUUUCUGGAUCAUCUGGUUCGGCAAGCUGCUGUGCCCCAACUACGAUAAAGCCUGGUCGCGGAACGAGGUCAAAAACCAUCAGGGUUCAGAUGAUUUCUGGGUCAGCGUUCAUGGCAAGGUCUACGACAUCACAAAGUUUUGGACCCUGGAACACGGCACCAUCACCCGUCAGAGCACGCGCGAGGCCAUGGAACCGUUGGGUGGUCUGGACAUGGACAACUACUUCAUCGUCCCGUUGACCUUGGCUUGCCCCGGCCUGGUAACUGACGAAACGAUUCAACUCGACCUCAACGAUACAAGGAAACCAGAGUAUACCAAUGCCGUACACACAUCGGGUUUCUACGCCGAUGAUCCGACGAGCGAUCUGAAACAGAACGAUUGGUACGCCAAGAAGUUCUUGCCUCGCAUGAAGGAGUACUUCACCGGCGAUCUCGUAUGGAAUCCCGACCAGAUCAAGCAAGAGGGACAGGACUACAAUCGCAUGUGGUUUCUCUGGGAGAACAGGGUGUACGACUUGACGGACUACUUCUACACCCAAAAGACGCACAUGGACGCUGCUCGGUGGUCUUUCCUCCACGAAAAGAUUACCACCGCGGUCAAGAACAACCCCGGUCAGGAUCUUACCGACCAGUUCAACGAGAUUAUCAAUGACGCCAAGUCGAAUCUCACCGAGAGCGCCAUCAUUGCCAACAACUUCAACUGUCUCAACAACCGGUUUUAUAUGGGCAUUACCGACUACCGCGAGUCGGCCCGCUGCCAGGUCAACAAGUGGAUUCUCAUUGCCUUCACCGCCAUCCUCUGCUCCGUCAUUCUCAUCAAGUUCGUGUCGGCCCUCCAGUUUGGUUCCAAGAGACGCCCGUCUCCCCAGGAUAAGUUCGUCAUCUGUCAGGUGCCGGCAUACACAGAAGGCGAAGACUCGCUGCGGAAGGCCCUCGAUUCCCUCACUGCUCUGCAGUACGACAACAAGCGCAAGUUGAUCUGCGUCAUUUGCGAUGGUGUUAUUGUCGGCGCCGGAAAUGACCGCCCAACACCCAAGAUCGUCCUGGAUAUCCUUGGUGUCGACCCCAAGGUUGACCCGCCCGCCCUGCCGUUCAAGUCGGUCGGUACCGGCAGCGAGCAGCUUAACUACGGCAAGGUCUACUCUGGUCUGUACGAGUACGAAGGCAACGUUGUCCCGUACCUCGUCGUCGUCAAGGUGGGCAAGGAGUCGGAACGUAACAAGACCAAGCCCGGCAACCGCGGAAAGCGUGACUCGCAAAUUUUGCUCCUGAGCUUUCUCAACCGCGUCCACCACCGCGCUCCCAUGAACCCGCUUGAGCUGGAGAUGUUCCACCAGAUCAACAAUAUUAUUGGUGUGGAUCCGGAGCUGUACGAGUACCUCCUGAUGGUAGAUGCCGAUACCUGCGUGCGCGAGGACUCUCUCAACCGGCUCGUUGCGGCCUGCGCCAACGACGCCAAGAUUGCCGGUAUCUGUGGCGAGACGAGCUUGCAGAAUGAGGAGCGCUCGUGGUGGACUAUGAUCCAGGUCUACGAGUACUACAUUUCGCACCAUCUCGCAAAAGCCUUCGAGUCAUUGUUUGGCAGCGUCACUUGUUUGCCUGGAUGUUUCUCCAUGUAUCGUCUGCGCACGGCGGACCGCGGCAGGCCGUUGAUCAUUUCGGACGACAUCAUCCGCGACUACAGCGAUUGCAAUGUGGACACUCUCCACAAAAAGAAUCUGCUGUCGCUCGGUGAGGAUCGCUACUUGACCACGCUGAUGACCCGAUACUUCCCGUACAUGUCGUACAAGUUCAUUCCGGAUGCCUACUGCCAGACUGCCGCGCCCGAGAAAUGGAGCGUCUUGUUGUCCCAGCGUCGUCGUUGGAUCAAUUCGACCAUCCACAACCUGGCCGAGCUGCUCUUCCUUCCCGACAUGUGCGGCUUCUGCUUCUUCUCGAUGCGCUUCAUCGUUUUCAUCGAUCUCUUCGGCACCAUCAUUCUCCCAGCGACCUGUGUCUACCUCGGCUGGCUCCUGUACACGGUCAUCACACGUACCGGCCCGUUCCCCUUGAUUUCCAUCAUCAUGCUUGCUGCCGUGUACGGUCUGCAAGCGCUGAUCUUCAUCCUCAAGCGGCAGUGGCAACAUAUCGGCUGGAUGGUCAUUUACAUCAUUGCCUUCCCGGUCUACUCCUUCGUCCUGCCUAUCUACUCGUUCUGGAACCAGGACAAUUUCAGCUGGGGUAACACGCGCAUCGUCAUUGGCGAGUCAGGCAAGAAGCAGGUGGUUGCCGUGGACGACGAGGGUUUCGACCCGCGCUCUAUCCCCCUCCAGCGCUGGGACGAUUACGCUCUCAUGAACAACCUCCCCGGUCGGCGCGGCGGCCACUCCGAGAAGCUCGGCAUGGACGGUGGCAUGGCAAUGUACGAUGAGAACUACGAGAUGGACGACAUGAAGUCCGUCUACUCGUCCAUCCGCCAGCCCUCGGUGCUCGCCGGCCUCCCCGGUCGCGGUGGCGCAGCCGCUUACAUGCCUCCGACCCCAGGCACGCCAGGCACCCCCUUCGCCCCGGGCGCCAUGACACGCACGAGCACCUUUGUCGGCACAACCCCCUACGCAGACAAUCCGGCCCUCGCAAACCGCCAGAGCAUGAUGUCCGUGGGCCGCUCCCACACUCCCUUCACCGACUUCUCCGCCAACCGCGGCAGCGCCAUCAACCUCCGCGGCAUGAGCGCUACCCCGACGCCCGGGCCUUAUGCGGGGACGAUGUUGGGCGUCCCCGGGAGCGCGUCCAACAACCGCCUGUCGAUGGCGUCGACGUCGAUGUUGCAGGCGAGCCCGAGCCGGCUGGGCCUGCACCACCCGGACCCGAGCACGGGCUCGUUUAACGGACUGGCCUUGGGAGGCGGUCCUGGUGGGGCGGUCGAUGACACGGCCAUCAUCGAGGCGAUCCAGGCGGUGCUGAGGGAGGUGGACCUCGACACGGUCACCAAGAAGCAGGUGCGGGCGCUGGUGGAGCAGAGGCUGCAGACGGAACUGACGGGGGAGAGAAGGACGUUUAUGGAUCGGCAGAUUGAUAAUGAGUUGGCUAAUAUGUAG
Molecule: messenger RNA, 5418 nt
Organism: Parathielavia appendiculata
Lineage: Eukaryota; Fungi; Ascomycota; Sordariomycetes; Sordariales; Chaetomiaceae
Product: glycosyltransferase family 2 protein
Exons: 3
Coding region: 1-5418 (1805 amino acids)
Cellular component (GO): myosin complex; cell septum; cell periphery
Molecular function (GO): ATP binding; cytoskeletal motor activity; chitin synthase activity
Source: RefSeq, a predicted model, not a curated record